Molecule: messenger RNA, 1853 nt
Organism: Salvia splendens (bonfire salvia)
Lineage: Eukaryota; Viridiplantae; Streptophyta; Magnoliopsida; Lamiales; Lamiaceae
Product: (-)-5-epieremophilene synthase STPS3
Exons: 7
Coding region: 16-1695 (559 amino acids)
Biological process (GO): diterpenoid biosynthetic process
Molecular function (GO): magnesium ion binding; terpene synthase activity
Source: RefSeq, a predicted model, not a curated record
GUGGGCAAUGGCUUCAUGUUUAAGAACUACACUUUCCAAACCUCUUGUCUUCUUACAUACAUGGCAGCUAAUCGGCCUGAGUCUAAAUUCGCCCCCAGCUUGUGGGGUGAUCAGUUCAUCAAUUACAUUUCUGACUCCAAGGUCAUUGAAAAAUACUCCAAGACAGUUGAAGUAUUGAAAAAUGAUGUGAGAAAUUUGCUAACAGCUCCACAAACUAAAAUGAUAGACACCAUGAAUCUGAUCGACACACUCGAGCGCCUAGGCGUUUCGUAUCACUUUGAAAACGAGAUCGAAGAAAAAUUGCAACAAUUUUUCAAUCUCAAUACGAAUUAUCACGAUGAUGAAGCCUAUGAUUUGUACACCGUUGCUCUCCAUUUUCGAUUGUUCAGGCAGCACGGCCACCCUAUAUCAUCUGAAAUAUUUGGUAAAUGGAUUGAUGUAAUUAAUGGGAAAUUUCAAGAGAGUAUUAAGAGCGAUGCGAAAGGUUUGCUGAGUUUGUAUGAAGCUUCUUAUGUUCGAACGCGUGGAGAAGCCAUAUUAGAAGACGCACUUGCUUUUACCACGGUCACUCUCAAAUCACUGGUGCCAAACCUCGGAUCGCCACUGAAGAAGCAAGUUGAGCGUGCCCUCGUGCAGCCCUUGCACUUUGGGACUCCUAGAAUUGAAGCACGGAGUUACAUCGCGGUGUAUGAAGAAGAAGAGCACAAAAACGAAACCCUAAUCAAGUUGGCCAAAUUAGACUAUAACCUAUUGCAGAUGCUGCACAAAGAGGAGCUCCAGCAAGUCUCAAGGUGGUGGAGAGAAUUAGGGCUUAUGUCGAAACUUCCUUAUGCAAGAGAUAGGAUGGUGGAGUGUUACUUUUGGGCUAUGGCAAUGCACCAUGAGCCACAAUAUUCUCGUGCCCGUGCAACUCUCGCCAAGAGCACUGUGAUCGUAUCUGUGUUGGAUGACACGUACGAUGCUUAUGGCACGAUUGAGGAACUUGAGGUUUUCACCAAGGCAAUACAUAGGUGGGAUUAUGGAGAAAUCUCUGGACUCCCCGAGUACAUGAGACCUCUCUAUAAAGCUAUCUUGGAACUCUACAAUCCAUACGAGGAAGAAUUGGCUAAGGAAGGACGAUCCUAUGCAUCAUACUACGCCAUAGAAGGACUAAAGGAAUUGGUGAGGGGCUACUUUGAAGAAGCGAAGUGGUUCUUAGAGGGUAACUUGCCACCAUUUGAGGAAUACCUAAAGCUUGGUCAAAUUACGAGCACCUACGAUUAUCUGGUCCCCGCUUCUUUUAUGGGAAUAGGGUCUACUCGAAAGGAAGACUUCGAGUGGCUAAGCGAGAAGCCUAAAAUACUUGUUUCCACACUCAUAAUAGGUCGCUUACUUGAUGACAUUGGUUCUUAUGAGUUUGAGACGAAGAGAGGUCAACUUGCUAUUGGGAUUGAAAGCUACAUGAAAGAUAAUGGUGUUACAAAAGAAGAGGCGAUGGCCAAAUUCAUGGAAUUAUGCACGAAUGCAUGGAUAGAUAGCAACGAGGAGAUGCUAAGGCCGUCUUGUUACAAAUCUAGGGAUCUUCUUAUGCGUAUCCUAAACUUGAACCGCAUAACAUAUGUUACUUACAAAGACAAAGAAGAUGGAUACACUCAACCCGAAAAGGUUUUGAAGCCUCAUAUUGUUGGCAUGCUGGUCGAUGCAUUUGAUGUUUAGCCAAGUCGAAUCAUAUAUAGUACUCAAAAUAGUUGUACCAUGUAUUUGGUAUGUAAUUCUAUAUUGGUAUGUUCUAUCUUUACUUUGUUGUAGAGAGACUUUGAUGUACUUUUCUGUUGUUAGGCUAUCUCUACUUUAUUGAUCGAGACUUUGAUGUA